This is a messenger RNA of Paramuricea clavata, 579 nucleotides long. NCBI's taxonomy places the organism in Eukaryota, Metazoa, Cnidaria, Anthozoa, Malacalcyonacea, Plexauridae. The record is from the annotation of a GenBank genome assembly.
AUGAGUGACCAAAUUAUUGAGAUUUCUAAGUUUGACAAAAUACUGUGCACUCGACUUGCGGGUAUCUCAGAUUUGAUAGCCGCUGAAGCCAAGUACCAUUUCAAAUGCUUCAGUGCAUCUAAACGAUUAAGGGAUAAGACAAAGAGUGAAAUGAAAGACAAUGACUUAGCAUUGGUUUGGUUGUCCAAAGAAUUGGAGUAUGCUGCUGACAAGGGCCAUGUUAGUAGACUUGAUGACGCAUGGGAAAGAUACACUAUAUUAGCCGAAAAAGACGCCAACACGCUUCCUUCUUCUUUUAUCAGUCGAAAGGCGACUUUUAAGGACAAACUUAUGCAUAUGGUUGGAGACAUUAUAGAGUGCGUGCAAUCAAUUGAAAGGCGGCUGUCUGAGUGUCACACCUUGCUAAUUCCCAAAAAGUGCGCUAAAAUGGUUCUGUCCCAGUUAGUAGCCCAGGGUACGGCUGACAAAGAAGACGAUGAACCAACUCUGCAUGUUUAUUACCAACAAGACAAUCUCCACUCUCUUGUUCAUGUUGUGUUGAUGAUACGUGCUGAUGUGCGGGAGAAACGAUUGUGGUAA